Molecule: messenger RNA, 1248 nt
Organism: Blastocystis hominis
Lineage: Eukaryota; Bigyra; Opalinata; Blastocystidae
Exons: 2
Coding region: 1-1248 (415 amino acids)
Molecular function (GO): catalytic activity; iron-sulfur cluster binding
Source: RefSeq, a predicted model, not a curated record
AUGAUUUCGGGUAUUACAAGGAAAACAGGAAUAAUUGGAUCUGCGUUAAGAACUACUCUGAAUCGAGCACAAAUCCAACGAGAAUACUGUUUCUAUCCUAAAGUGUAUAUAUCAGAGUGUUCGCUAUUCAAACCGCAGUUUGUGAGAAAGUAUUCAAGAAAAAGCUGUUCAGAUCGGCAGGCUCACCAGUGUGUGUUGUUCCAAAAAGUGAGUGAUGAAACUAAUCUUGUACAGUGUAAUUGCUGUGAAAGAAGGUGCAGAAUCAAAGAUCAGUCUGCUGGGUACUGUAGAAUACGAUACAAUGAUAGAGGAAAUCUAUUCUUGAGUGUCUAUGGUUAUCCGUGCGCUCUUCAAAUAGAUCCCAUCGAAAAGAAGCCACUCUUCCACUUUUUGCCUGGAACAAGGUCAUUCUCUAUCGGUACUUUUGGAUGCAAUUACCGAUGCUCUUUCUGCCAGAACUGGAGUAUUUCUCAACCUCUCAAUGUUUCGUGCAAUCAACCAAACAUAGCAGGUCUUGUGCUCCAGUCCAGGGGAAGUCAGGAGUAUUUUUCACCGCAGGCCAUUGUAGCUCUGGCUUUAGAAAACCAUUGUUCCAGUAUUGCAUUCACUUAUAACGAGCCGACUACCUGGGGAGAAUACGCGCAUGACAUAGCAGAAGAGGCACACAAGAAGGGAUUGAAGUGUAUUUAUGUAUCCAAUGGGUCGAUGACCGAGGAGCACUUGGAGUUCAUCAAGAGUUCAAUCGAUGCAAUGAACAUCGAUCUAAAGGCUUGGAAUCCGGAUUUCUACAGGAAGGUGUGCGCAGGGGACAUCGAAGUGGUGAAAAGAAACAUCCGACGUAUUUGGGAGAUGGGAAUCUGGCUUGAGGUGACAACGCUUCUCAUUCCAGGAAAGAACGAUUCGGAUAUGGAAAUUGGGUCUAUUGCCCAUUUCCUAGCGGACAUCUCGCCUGCAAUUCCUUGGCAUAUAUCUGCGUUUCAUCCUGAUUUUAGGAUGAAGGACAUCGGGAACACUCCGGUCACAAGAAUGAAGUUUGCUUAUGAUGUGGGCAGAGAUGCAGGUCUGAAAUACGUUUAUUUGGGGAACAUAAAGUGCGCGCAUUGUGAGGAUACUAUUUGUCCUCAAUGUCACAAGAAAGUGAUUCAACGAAAUUGCUUUCACGUUCAGUUACCAACUGACUCUACUAUCAGCGGAGUGUGCCCUUCAUGCGGAACAAAAAUUGAUGGCAUUUGGCAGCAACAACUUUAG